AUGCCGAGAUCUAAACGCUCAAAGCUCGUUACACUUGCGCAAACCGACAAGAAAGGUAGAGAAAACAAAGAAAGAAUCUUCGAUGAAGUCAGAGAGUCACUGGACACUUACAGAUUCGUAUGGGCAUUGAAACUGGAUGACGUGCGCACACCGGUUUUACAAGAAAUAAGAACAGCAUGGACAGGCUCGAAGCUUAUUUUGGGUAAGCGGAAAGUGCUUGAGAAGGCUCUAGGGGAGAAAAGAGAGAACGAAUAUAAAGAGAAUUUGGCCGGAUUGACUAAAGUGUGCACCGGUGUUACCGGAUUACUGUUCACGAAUGAAGACGAAGAAACCGUCAAGGGUUAUUUUCUGUCGUAUGCACGGUCGGACUACUGCAGGCCCAAAUCGAAGGCACCAUUGACAUUUGAGUUACCAGCGGGUAUCGUUUACUCGCGUGGUGGCCAGAUCUCCGAAAGUGAUGAUGUUCCUAUGGUUCACUCGCUGGAUCCAACUAUGCGUAACAAAUUCAAAAUUCCAACGAAGAUAAAAAGCGGUAAGAUCACGAUAGAGAAUCCGUUCCGGGUAUGCACUGAGGGCGAUGUUUUGGAUGUGCGUCAAGCUUUGAUUUUGAAACAAUUCGGCGUAGCCGCGGCCCAGUUCAAAGUUGGUAUCAUUGCUUUCUACGACAACGAAUCUUCUAAAGUCGAGAUUUUGAACAUAAACACCGAGAUUGCAUGA
This is a messenger RNA of Lachancea mirantina, 717 nucleotides long. Lineage: Eukaryota; Fungi; Ascomycota; Saccharomycetes; Saccharomycetales; Saccharomycetaceae. The record is from the annotation of a GenBank genome assembly.